Messenger RNA from Leptopilina heterotoma, 2458 nucleotides. It is a transcript of the gene MED15, whose product is annotated as mediator of RNA polymerase II transcription subunit 15. The transcript is spliced from 12 exons. Lineage: Eukaryota; Metazoa; Arthropoda; Insecta; Hymenoptera; Figitidae. Bases 275 to 2194 code for a protein of 639 amino acids. The record is from RefSeq and is a predicted model, not a curated record. Gene Ontology annotation, biological process: regulation of DNA-templated transcription. Gene Ontology annotation, molecular function: transcription coregulator activity.
UUAAAAUAAAUAUAUGUAUAUUUAUAUUAACAAGUAGUUAAAAAGUUGUCUCUAAGAUUAAAACGAUUAAAACUUAAAUUUCACACUAAUAAAUUUAUUUAUUACUAUUCUAUUCUUUAUAUAGAAAUUUAAUUAAAAAUUAUAAUUUCCAGUAUACGUCAAUUUUUGUUUACAUCGUUUACAUAUUGUCAAAAUAUCUUGUUUAUCAACAAAUAAAAUUCUGAAAAAUUUUGUAAUUUUUGUAAAAAAAAUUUUUUGAGAAUAGAAAUUAAUCAUGGCAUCGGACGAUACAUCUUGGCGUACUACUAAUUUCCGACAAGGAAUGGCUUCAAGAAUAGAGGAAGCCAUUCAAAAAUCAGGAAUGCCUACAGCGAAAAAUAGCAGCGAUAUGGAAAAUCAUGUUUUUCUAAAAGCCAAAAACAAAGAAGAAUAUUUGAGCUUUAUAGCUAGAUUGAUACUUCACGUGAGAGAAAUGAAUUCAAAGAAGCAAGGUGGAGGAAUGGCACCUGGUGGAAAUGGUCCAAAUCAAGGGAUGUCUGAUCCAAUUGGCGCACUACAAACACUUGCUAGACAAGGCACUGGUAAUAAUCAAAUGAUGGGAAUUCCAAAUGCUGGCGCAAAUCCACAAGGAAUGGUUCCACAACCAAAUACAAAUGCAGCAACGAAUCUUCUUCAGAGUUUAAAUCAAAGACCUGGACAAGGUGUUAACAUGCCCGGUAUGCAGAAUAAAAUGCCUGGAAUGGGUAUAAUGCCCGGUCAAGCAACGGGAGCCGUUGGUCACAUUGGUCAAAUGCAGGGAAUGCAGAAUAGUUCAAUUCUAACGCAAAUUAAUCAAAUUGGCCAAGGGAAUAUACCACAGCAAAUGGUGCAAAUUGGCCCCGGACAAAUGGGACAAAUGGGCACUCAAAUGGGUGGUGGACAACCUCAACAAAGUAUUCAGAGUCAAAUUUCGAAUCAAGUUCCCGGACAAAUGGGAGGAACAAUGGGCGGUGGAUUGCAGAGUGGGAUACAAAAUAAUUUACAAACUGGCAUGCAGCAGCAGAUGAAUCAAAUGGGCUCGGGACAAAUCGGCGCUAAUCAGUUGCAACAGCAAAUGCAUAGUGUUCAGAGAAAGCCACCCGAAAUGAUGAAUGUUGGAUUCCCCGGACCACGCAAUGUGACGCCCAAUCAAUUCUUAAAUCAAAGUCCUUCACCAUCAGCGCCAAGUCCAGGAGGUUUGGGCGCUCCACAGAGUAAUCAAAUGGUCCCUUCGCCUGCUUUGGCUCCGUCUCCAAUGUCUCAACCGUCUGUUCUUUCGGGACAACGAUCUGUUGGCAUGGCGCCAUCUCCGAGUAGUUCUUUGAAUACUCCAGCUGGUAUGGGAACGGCACCGAGUCCAAUGGAGGAUCACGUUUAUAAAGAAACACUUCGCCGAUUAACCAAGUACAUUGAACCAUUGAGGAAAAUGGUUGCGAGAUCAAAUGGCGAAGGGAACGCCGAUAAGACAUCAAAAAUGAAAAAACUUCUUGAAAUUCUAUCCAAUCCCUCGAAAAGAAUGCCGGUGGAGACAUUACAAAAAUGUGAAAUUGCACUGGAGAAAAUGGAUUUUUCAAAAAGAGGUGAUGGCAGCGUUGGACCUGCACUCGCAACACUGAAGGAAAAUCAUUUCUUCAGUCCACUCUUAGAAGCAGUUAGUUCACAUUUACAAAGUCCCGUUGCCAAUCACACACUACAGAGAACAUUCGGACCCUGUAUCGAAGCUUUCUUUGGUCCUGAAAUUAAAAAUUUACCACCGCCUUUAAAGAGGCAAAAAGUUGAGGAAUCAACAAGUGAAAUUCCUGACAUUCUACAGGGAGAAAUAGCGAGACUUGAUCAGAGAUUUAAAGUUAGUUUAGAUCCUGCACAACAGAAUGGAUCGUUGUGUAUUCAAUUGAUAUGCUGGUUGGACGAUCGUCAUCUUCCUUGUGUGCCUCCAGUUUCAGUGACAGUUCCCGCUGAUUAUCCAUUGACACCACCGCGUUGUGUUAUGGCACCGCAUGAAUAUACAACGGCAUUUCUCAGUGGCGUGAAAGAUGCACUGACUGCACGAAUUUCAAAAUUACCGAAACAAUUUUCUGUUUCUCAAUUAUUAGACACUUGGGAGAUGAGUGUACGUCAGGCGAGUGCUCCAUCUUCUAAAACGCCAACUUCCACUGGUAUUUUAAUGGGAACAUAAUGAAAUUCAAUAUUCAACUAUUUAUUGCCUUGACAAAUUUUUUUUAGCAUCAAUUCAUUAAAUUGUAUUUUUGUGUCAUCAAGCGAAAAUUUUUACUUGUUUAAAAAAGUAAAUUGUGUACAAUUCAAAUUUUGGGGAUUACUUUUCUUCUUUUGUUGAAAUCAGUUUUUGAUAUAUAAAUUCAAACUUUAGUUCAAAAUUGGUGUAAAAUUAGUUUGUAUUAAAUGAAUUUUUUUAUUAAUAAAUAUCUGGAAUUAAGGCCGA